Messenger RNA from Hordeum vulgare subsp. vulgare (domesticated barley), 2149 nucleotides. RefSeq names its product calmodulin-binding protein 60 B-like. The transcript is spliced from 8 exons. Lineage: Eukaryota; Viridiplantae; Streptophyta; Magnoliopsida; Poales; Poaceae. Gene Ontology annotation, biological process: regulation of salicylic acid biosynthetic process. Bases 16 to 1860 code for a protein of 614 amino acids. The record is from RefSeq and is a predicted model, not a curated record. Gene Ontology annotation, molecular function: calmodulin binding; DNA-binding transcription factor activity; sequence-specific DNA binding. Gene Ontology annotation, cellular component: nucleus.
GGUUCGCUGCCGGCGAUGAACGAGAAGCGCGGGCUGGAAGCGGCCGCCGCCGGCGACGGCCGCCCCGAGGCUAAGCGGUCGCGCCCCCCGGCUCUUGCCAGUGUUAUUGUUGAAGCACUAAAGGUGGAUAGUCUGCAGAGGCUUUGCUCAUCAUUGGAACCAAUUCUCCGUAGAGUGGUUAGUGAAGAAGUUGAGCGCGCCUUGGGAAAACUUGGUCCUGCUGCAAUCACUGGGAGGUCUUCUCCAAAGCGAAUUGAAGGUCCUGGUGGAAGAAAUCUGCAACUCCAAUUCAGGACAAGAUUGUCCCUUCCCCUUUUUACCGGGGGAAAAGUUGAAGGGGAGCAGGGGGCUGCAAUUCAUGUUGUUUUGCUUGAUACCAGCAAUGGCUGUGUUGUAUCAUCUGGGCCAGAGUCGUCUGCCAAGCUUGAUAUUGUUGUUCUAGAAGGCGAUUUCAACAAUGAAGAUGAGGAAGGCUGGACAGAGGAGGAAUUUGACAGUCAUGUAGUGAAGGAGCGUGAGGGAAAACGACCUAUUAUAACUGGCGAUAUACAAGUCACACUAAAAGACGGUGUUGGCACAAUUGGGGAGUUCACGUUCACAGAUAACUCUAGCUGGAUAAGGAGUAGGAAAUUCAGACUUGGUUUGAAAAUUGCCUCAGGGUUUUGUCAAGGUGUUCGCAUCCGUGAGGCAAAAACUGAAGCUUUCAUGGUUAAGGACCAUAGAGGAGAAUUGUACAAGAAGCAUUAUCCACCUGCAUUGAAGGAUGAGGUCUGGAGGUUAGAGAAAAUAGGAAAAGAUGGGUCGUUCCAUAAGAGGCUGAAUAAAUCUGGAAUUUUAACUGUUGAAGAUUUUCUCAGGCUUGUUGUUCGGGAUCCACAGAAGUUGCGUACUAUCCUCGGAAGUGGCAUGUCCAACAAGAUGUGGGAUUCUCUUGUUGAACAUGCAAAAACCUGCGUCUUAAGUGGAAAAUAUUACAUAUACUAUUCUGAUGAGCACAGAACUGCUGGUGCUAUUUUCAACGACCUCUAUGCAUUCUGUGGGUUGAUUUCUGGCGAGCAAUUCUAUUCAUCUGAAAGUCUCGAUGAUGGCCAAAAGCUCUUUGCUGAUGGGCUGGUGAAGAAAGCAUAUGAUAAUUGGAUGUAUGUUAUUGAAUAUGAUGGUAAAGCUCUCUUGAACCCUAAACCGAAGAAAAAGGCUGCAUUAACUAGUCAACCUGAGGCUCGUGCUCCUGCUGCAUAUGUACAGCGCAUUUCUUCAACGAGUAUGCCAGGACCAUCUACAGCAGGCUCAAAUGGUUCUAUAGGGUAUGAUGGCAACCAGACAGCAACACAGUCUGUUCAGCUUCAGAGUUCAUCUGCUAAUGUGCCGUUGCCAUAUGAUGAGGCCUUUUCAUUUUUGCCGCCUACCAUGUUGAUGGGUUCUAAUCAAGGAACAGCAAGUGAUGCCAUGGGUCUGGAACUCAGCCAAUUGCAUCACACAAUUUCUCAAGCCCAUCCAAUUCAACCAGCAAAUGUCAGCUACGAUAAUUGGCAUCACAACCGUGAUAGUCAGUAUGCUGAUGAUUUCACCGAAGACAUUCGCAUGAAAAGCCACCAACUGCUCGAGGGUGAAGACAUGCAGCAGCUGCUCAGGGUCUUCAAUAUGGGUGGAGCUUCUCCUGGUUUGCCAGACGAGACGUUUUCCUACCAGACCUACAUGCCAUCUCCAUUGCCAACCCCAGGCUUCGAAGGUGAGCCCAGCCGUCCAUCGGGCAAAGCCGUUGUUGGGUGGCUCAAGAUAAAGGCCGCUAUGAGGUGGGGAAUAUUUGUCAGGAAGAAAGCUGCGGAGAGAAGGGCACAGAUUGUUGAGCUGGAUGAUUAAGAUCUUGGCGUGUGCUCACUGUUAGUUGAAAUCUCAAAUACCAGCUGCUGUUGCUGCGAACUAGUUCUUUGGCUCACAUAUUCGUCGUGAUUGCCAUUGAAGCUAGUUUUCUGUAAAUCUACAGCGAGCAGCUCUGCUAUCUUGUAAAAAAAUGCCGACCCGCUUCCUUGUAUAAUUUCAACAUAAAUUCUUGUUUAGUGCCUUUUCCGUUUAGCUUAAUUUGUGCAGAAUAUUGCUGUAGAAGACGAUGUGAAUUGAUUUGAACAGUAUUACGUUUUUGUGGCUGUUA